Messenger RNA from Calliphora vicina (urban bluebottle blowfly), 1245 nucleotides. RefSeq names its product galectin-4-like. Gene Ontology annotation, molecular function: carbohydrate binding. The record is from RefSeq and is a predicted model, not a curated record. The coding region runs from base 119 to 1186 and encodes 355 amino acids. The transcript is spliced from 3 exons. NCBI's taxonomy places the organism in Eukaryota, Metazoa, Arthropoda, Insecta, Diptera, Calliphoridae.
UUCAAAAUUUAUCAGAAUUCAAAUUUCGAAAACAAAACAAAAUUGAAAAUUAAUUAAAAUUUGGAAUAAAAAUUCAAAUUAAAAUCCUUAAAAAUUUCCGCAUUUCAUAAAUACCACAAUGCUGGCUUAUUGUUUUGGCAAAACCUCUGAUUCAACUGAAUCUUUAAAUGCUGACAUCGAAGGAGAUCCAAAAUACCAAAAUAAUAAACUGGGGCGUAUACAAGAAGGUCUGGCAUUUUUCGCCAGUGGUAAAAUACUACGUCAUGGAGAUCGUUUCCUUAUAGAUUUUGGUUUGGAUAAUCCCAAUAAAGAUAUUGCCUUGCGAGUAGCCGCUCGUGUAUCUACCAAUUCAUUGGGACGUAAUUCCCGCAUUAAACAUAUUUGGGGAGCGGAGGAAACGAAUUCAGCCAUACCAUUUCGCUUAAAUAGCGGCUCUACCUUUGAAAUACAAAUUUUGUUUACCUUAGAAAACAUACUGAUUGCCCUUAAUGGUUUGCAUAUAGCUAAAUUUACUCAUCGUCUGCCUUUUCAUGAUAUACGCAGCAUAGAAAUACGUGGUGAUAUUACUGAGGUGCAUGUGGAACGCAAUAUUGUUACCGAUUAUCCUACACGACCCGAUAAAACACCACAUAUAGUGCGUUUAGGCGGUCGCUAUGCUGAGACUGCCGAUUUAGAGGAUCUCGAAUCGGAAGCUGAUUAUUGUGAACUAGGAGCAGCCGAUGAGGCUGAACGUUUUCUACCCUUGCCUUAUUAUGCCACCUUCGAUAAGGGUUUCUUUGAUUUGGGCUAUAGCAUCGGUGUUAGGGGCCAUGUACGCCUCAAUCCACAUACAUUUAAGGUGGCUCUGCAAGUGGGUCAGAAUGUUUGGCCUCAGCCUACUAUUGCUCUGCUGCUGGAGUUUCGCUUUACUAGACAUCGUGACGGUGAAACUGGUGAACCCGUUAUAUCUCGCAAUUCAUUUGCCAAUGGUAAAUGGACGGGUGAAAUUAAAUCAGAAUUGGCCACAGGUCUACGACCCGGAGCAGAUUUUCAUUUGGUUGUAGUGCGAGGCAGAAAAUCGUUUGAGAUUUAUAUGAAUGACAAACCAGUUACCGAUUAUCCCUACAAGGUGAAUCCGAAGUAUGUGGAUACUUGCUUUAUAGCAGGCGAUUUAAAACUAUUUAGUGUGGAUAUUGAAAGUGAUUGAAAGGGAAAUAAGGUUGGAUAUUGAAAUUUAAAAUUAUUAUUAAUAAAAAAAAUAGUUGA